ACAAUCCAGAGCAGUUAUGGAGACACAACAGUCAUGAACAGAGGAACAUUAGGAGCCACAUAAUUUCGCAUUGAGCGUCAUGUCAACACAAUCAGACUGCAAGACUUUAUGUCCUAUAAGGAUUAACGUUGUAUUAAUGUAAUUCAGCGACUGAAGUUAUUGUUUUUAUAAAUGGAUGACAGACCGAAGGAGCAUCACACACAAAGACAAGACACAUCAGCUGUAAGACAUCGAAAACCAUGCAAGGUAAACGAAAUGUGUGAAAGCGUCCUCCAAGCCAAAGCUGUGCAACCCCCUUCUGGAGUAUCUGAUAAACCCUUCACAUAUGAUCAUAUUAAUAGACUGACUUUUAAUGGAGCAAAUAAAAAGCUUCUCAAGCGAGGAGGACACCUUAAUCCUCCCUCCCGAGAUGACCAUGUGCCAGUUUACACUUGGGUCCUGGUGUUUUUGCUCUCUGUAUGUACACGCUUUUACAAGAUCACUGAGCCUCCCCAUGUUUGUUGGGAUGAGACUCAUUUUGGGAAAAUGGGCAGCUAUUAUAUUAAUCGCACCUUCUUCUUUGAUGUCCAUCCACCACUUGGAAAGAUGCUUAUUGGUCUUGCUGGAUACUUGACAGGCUAUGAUGGCACCUUUCCUUUCAUAAAACCAGGGGACAAAUAUGAGCACCACAACUACUGGGGGAUGCGAGGGGUCUGUGCAGCUUUUGGUUCCUGUCUGCCUCCUUUUGCCUUCCUAAUUGUUUUGGGGCUGUCGCGUUCUACACAAGCAGCGCUCAUUGCAGCUUGUCUACUUAUCUUUGACACUGGCUGCAUCACCCUCUCUCAAUACAUCCUUUUGGAUCCCAUUCUGAUGUUUUUCAUCAUGGGCUCUGUUCUGAGUAUGGUCAGAUUCAACACAUACAGACUCGGGCCUUUUAGCUUUUCUUGGUGGCUGUGGCUGCUUCUAACUGGGGUCUGCCUCUCCGGGUCUCUCGGGGUAAAGUUUGUGGGGCUGUUUGUAAUACUCUUGGUGGGAAUCAACACUGCAUUGGAUCUCUGGAGGUUACUUGGAGACCUCAGUUUGUGUCUGGUGGAUUUUGGGAAGCACUUGAUAGCUCGAGUUUUUGGGUUGAUAAUGCUUCCAAUGUUCCUAUACACUACAAUAUUUGCUGUCCACUUUAUAGUUUUAAACAAAAGCGGUCCUGGAGAUGGUUUCUUUAGCUCAGCUUUCCAGUCUCGCUUGAUUGGAAACAAUCUGCACAAUGCCUCAAUGCCAGAGUACCUGGCAUAUGACUCUAUUGUAACAGUAAAGAAUUUGCGAAUAGCCGGAGGUUAUCUGCACUCUCACUGGCACCUUUAUCCAGAAGGGGUUGGAGCUCAUCAGCAGCAGGUUACAGCCUAUCUGCACAAAGAUUAUAACAACCUGUGGUUGGUCAAGAGACCUGACAAUUCUGUGGAUCAAACAGGGUCCCCAGAGCUUGUCCGACAUGGUGACAUUAUUAAAUUGGAACACAAAGAAACUACCAGGAAUCUUCACAGUCAUCUACAUGAGGCUCCACUAACCAAAAAACACCUGCAGGUCACGGGUUACGGCAUUAAUGGAACUGGAGAUGCUAAUGACUUGUGGCAGGUGGAGUUGUGUGGAGGGAGGAAGGGAGAUCCAGUGAAGGUGCUGCGUAGUAAAGUGCGCUUUCUCCAUCGCUCCACAGGCUGUGUGCUUUUCUCUUCUGGAAAGACCCUCCCCAAGUGGGGAUGGGAACAGGUUGAGGUCACAUGUAGUCCAUAUGUCAAGGAGACCCCCAACUCACAGUGGAAUAUUGAGGAUCACAUCAACCCAAAAUUGCCCAACAUCAGUCUGUCAGUGCUUAAACCCACUUUUCUGGAGAUUCUUUGGGAGUCUCAUAUUGUUAUGAUAAGGGGAAACAGUGGUUUGAAGCCCAAAGAUAACGAGGUAAAUUCUAAGCCCUGGCACUGGCCCAUCAACUAUCAGGGUUUGAGGUUCUCUGGAGUAAAUGAGACUGAAUACCGUGUUUAUCUCCUGGGCAACCCUAUAAUCUGGUGGCUAAACCUGUUCAGUCUGGGUCUAUUUGUUGUCAUGGUGAUUGUGGCCUCUUUGGCAGUGCAGAGAGGUGUAAAGCUGGAGGGAAUAAGGUUAGUGCACUGUCACAUUUUAAUGGAGGGUGGAGGAAUGCUGCUUCUGGGCUGGCUGCUGCACUACCUGCCUUUUUACAUCAUGGGUCGUAUACUCUACUACCACCAUUACUUUCCUGCCAUGCUGUUCAGCAGUAUGCUCACAGGUGUUACCCUGGACAUCUUUCUACAGAAUUUAGAUCUCCUUUUUAGUCCAUCCAUAUCAGAGUAUCUUUUUAGGGGAGGUCAAUCUAUGCUCCUGUUAGGGUUACUUUACAGCUUUUACCUCUUCCACCCGCUCUCCUAUGGUAUGAGGGGGCCAUUGGCACACGACCCUGCCUCCUCUAUGGCUGGGCUCAGGUGGAUGGAAUCUUGGGAAUUUUAGACCAUAUUUUGAAGUGCUUGGAACUGUACUGGAUAAUUUGUGGACUGCUGCUAAAAAAAGAAAGAAAAAAAAAAAGACAUGCGGAUGCAGCCAAUUUUCUUGUUUUAUUUUUAGAGACAACUGUACAAAUUUUAAUUGUACAAGUUUUAUCCAAUGGUUUACUUGUUACACAAACUUUAUUUUUAAAACAAUAAGUGAUGGUCCUGUUUCACAAAACUGUGAUCUGAAUGCACAUUUUGUCAUUUCAGUGUCAGGCCAGCACUCGCUGUGACUCCCUGAGGGAAAAUUAUGCUGAUCGCUGAACCUUUUUUAAAUAGUAUUUUAAGGUUACAGUAUUUUACAGUGAAGUUGCUUAGUGUUUAACAGCUGUAGCUCAACUGAAAUAAAUGGAUAGAAUUGA
Myxocyprinus asiaticus (Chinese sucker) is the source of this 2893-nucleotide messenger RNA. RefSeq names its product protein O-mannosyl-transferase 2-like. The record is from RefSeq and is a predicted model, not a curated record. The transcript is spliced from 21 exons. Gene Ontology annotation, cellular component: endoplasmic reticulum; membrane. NCBI's taxonomy places the organism in Eukaryota, Metazoa, Chordata, Actinopteri, Cypriniformes, Catostomidae. Bases 172 to 2493 code for a protein of 773 amino acids. Gene Ontology annotation, molecular function: dolichyl-phosphate-mannose-protein mannosyltransferase activity. Gene Ontology annotation, biological process: protein O-linked glycosylation via mannose.